AUGGGUUGCAUCAAUUCAAAGAACGUUGCAAGGUCUUGUAAAUCCCCAAUUCGCGAUCAUUCAUUGCUCAUUCACGAUGAUGAUCGUUCUUCGGCUUCUUCGUCUUCCACAAACUCGUCUGAUUCGUUAACGUUGCAGAAGUCUAAUAAUAAUCAUUAUAAUUAUAAUCAUGGGUUUGAGCCAUUGGAGAAGAUCAAAGAGGAAACAGAAGAUGAUAAAACCAGUGUCGGAUCUGUUAGUGUUCGCGACAAUAUUCAGAAAAAUGGUGAUGAAUCUUUGAAUACACGUUCGUGUAGUAAGUUUUCAAAAAAAUUUGGGUUGAACAGCAUUAGGUUUGGAAGACCAGCGGCUGGUGAACAGGUUGCCGCCGGUUGGCCUGCUUGGCUUAGUGCUGUUGCCGGUGAAGCCAUUGAAGGUUGGGUGCCAUUGAAAUCCGAGAACUUUGAGAAGUUAGAUAAGAUCGGACAAGGUACAUACAGCAAUGUCUAUCGUGCUCGUGAUCUUCGAAGUGGUAAAAUAAUGGCACUGAAGAAGGUCAAAUUUGACAAUUUUCAACCCGAGAGUGUCAAGUUCAUGGCUCGAGAGAUCAAAAUUCUUCGAAAGCUUGAUCAUCCCAACGUCAUGAAAUUGGAAGGCAUAAUCACAUCUCGAUUAUCAUGUAGCAUAUAUCUCGUUUUCGAAUAUAUGGAACACGAUCUCACCGGACUCUUAUCAUCUCCCGACGUCAAGUUUACCGCAUCCCAGAUUAAAUGUUAUAUGAUGCAGUUAUUGAAAGGAAUUGAACAUUGCCAUUCACGAGGGAUUAUACAUCGUGACAUCAAAUCGUCCAAUAUUUUGGUCAAUAAUGAAGGUGUUUUGAAGAUUGCAGAUUUUGGUCUUGCGAAUUUCUAUGAUUCUAUGAGUAGGCAGCCAUUGACAAGCCGUGUGGUGACCUUGUGGUAUCGUCCUCCCGAACUUCUCUUAGGGUCAGCAAACUACGGGCCGUUUAUUGAUAUGUGGAGCAUUGGUUGUGUUUUUGGCGAACUUUUUGUUGGUAGACCAAUCCUCAAGGGGAGAACCGAGGUUGAACAAUUGCAUAAGAUAUUUAAGAUGUGUGGCACUCCUCCCGAUGAGUAUUGGACAAAAACCCGUCAUCCUCUUGCAGCAAUGUUUAAACCUCAAUUCACUUAUGAAAGCAGUCUACGCGAAAGGUGUAAAGAACUCCCAAGAACCGUAGUCGACCUUAUCGAUCAACUUCUUUGUGUAGAACCCGAGAAACGUGCCACUGCCAACUCCGCCCUCCAAGCCGAGUAUUUCUAUACCAAACCUUACGCGUCUGAUCCUGCAAGCAUGCCUAAGUACCCGCCUAACAAAGAAAUGGAUGCAAAAUCCCGUGAGACAACACGAAGAAGAAAGUUGGCUGGGAGGGUUAGAUCUUCCGGGGGGUCAAGAAACCAUAGAAAAGUCCACGCAGGCGUUCCCGAGGGUCCAUAUCACAUGAGAUCACGAGAAUCCGUUCGUCCAAACGCAUCAUACAACACCUUGUCGGAAGCAUCACAGAUGACCGAAACUUUACAAGACGAUAGUAUUUGCACACAAUCGGCUCAAUCUACCGCAUCGGAUGGUAGCUUUAUGUAUGCAACAAAAAGGAGAAAUCUUGAAAAAAGGCAUUCUAUGCAAAGAAUAGAUUCUUUAUACUCUAGUGAAGUAUACAAGCCCGAGGAGUUAUUAUCAUCCGAACGUAAAGAACAAGAAAGGUUUAGACACAUGGGACCAAUGCUAAUUCAAUCGCGUAAGCAAAACGAAUAUUACAGUCGUGAUGGUGUUCGUAGAUCGCGGUUUUCUAAAGAUUCAGACUUUUAUUAA
This is a messenger RNA of Lactuca virosa, 1845 nucleotides long. Lineage: Eukaryota; Viridiplantae; Streptophyta; Magnoliopsida; Asterales; Asteraceae. The record is from the annotation of a GenBank genome assembly.